UGAACGUCUUGUGCUAUCAAGUGACCAAGCUAUGCCGCUCGUUGAUUGGCUAAAAUUCCAUCCAAAAUAGAAGACGCAAUCGCAUUUUUCGCCGAGCGAUGGGGAACACGAUCGCGCAGUUGGCGCAAGACCACAAAUGGGCCCAAGUCGCCGAGCGCAUCGAGGCCCGCGCCGUCGAGGACGUCAACGUGACGACUGGCCAUCUCGACUGGACAACGCUCUCACUCGCGUCCUGGGAGGGCCAACUCGACAUUGUGCACUUGCUCUUGCGCUUCAAGCAUAUUCGCGUGGACCAGCCAAACCUCGAUGGCAUGACACCACUGCAUGAAGCGGCCAAGCACGGCCACCUCGAGGUCGCCCGCGCCCUCAUUGACGCCGGUGCCAACCCCCACGCGACCAACAACGAGGGCAACAAACCGCUCGCGCUCGCGAACGGCAGCGAAAUGAGCGAGUUUUUGACGACGUGCAUGCUGCCCGUUGGUGUCUGCGCAGAGCGCCACGAGUGGCACGAGGUCAAGCGCCGCGUGACGCGCCGGCUUCUCUCGGACGUCAACGCCAGCUUUGGCGAGCGCGGCUGGUGCUUGCUCUCGUACUGCGCGAUCCACGACCAAGUCGAGCUCGUGGACCUCCUUGUGCGCUACAAGGACAUUUGCGUUGACCACGCCAAUGUGGAUGGCAUGACGGCGCUGCACGAAGCCGCCAAGCACAACCAUCUGCAAGUGCUGUCCAUUUUGGUGCGUGCAGGCGCCGACCAAUCGCUGCUCAACACGAGCGGUGCCACACCUGUCGACUUGGCGACAAUGGACGGGCGCGCGCUUCUUGAGCUGGCGCCGCCGGUCGUCAUGGCGCCCGCCGAGGUACACCAAUGUCCCCACUGCACGUACGAAAAUCCUCGGCGCGACGGAGCGUGCGCCAUGUGCAAGAUGGACAUGCAAACAUCGGAAGACGCGGUGGCUGCACUCAUGGAGCGAAUCGCGCUCAUGGAGGAAGCGACGCUCUGCACGAUUUGCGAGGAGCGGCCAAAGGACACUGUGUUUACGUGCGGCCACGAGACGUGCAUGACGUGUGCACAACAAAUGACGAGCUGUCCCAACUGCCGCAAACCCAUCACGGCGCGCAUUCGCCGCUUUGUGUGAGCUAGCGUGGCGCUAUUGCACCAAAGGAUUUGACGUGUCUGAAGUCUUAACGUAUCCGAGUCGUGCGACAGGAUGGGGUCGUGACGUCCAUGGAGAAGCUACUUCCAUUGGUGUAUCGGCGCUUUGGGAGUGGUCCUUCGCAUCGAGUUUUUUUCAAAAGUUACGACUUUCGAGCAUA
This is a messenger RNA of Saprolegnia diclina VS20, 1314 nucleotides long. RefSeq lists its product as hypothetical. Gene Ontology annotation, molecular function: protein binding. The record is from RefSeq and is a predicted model, not a curated record. Gene Ontology annotation, cellular component: cytoplasm. NCBI's taxonomy places the organism in Eukaryota, Oomycota, Saprolegniomycetes, Saprolegniales, Saprolegniaceae. The coding region runs from base 99 to 1136 and encodes 345 amino acids. The transcript is spliced from 7 exons.